This is a messenger RNA of Nicotiana tabacum (common tobacco), 468 nucleotides long. RefSeq lists its product as uncharacterized. NCBI's taxonomy places the organism in Eukaryota, Viridiplantae, Streptophyta, Magnoliopsida, Solanales, Solanaceae. The record is from RefSeq and is a predicted model, not a curated record.
AUGCACCCAUCUGAGAGUGCUGGAACAGUGCUGGUACCGGUAGCUUUUAAUGGAACUGGUUAUAGAUCCUGGAGGAGAGGUGUUCUCAGAGCUCUUUCCGUGAAGAAUAAAGUCGGAUUCAUCACCGAAAAAUGUAAGAAGUCGGGCUCCGAUAAUGCAAAUUUCGACCAAUGGGCUCGAUGCGAUGACAUGGUGACAUCAUGGAUUCUUAACUCACUCUCAAGGGACUUGGCAAACAGUCUACAAUACGUCAGUGAUGCCAAGGAGUUAUGGCAAGAGCUGGAGGAUCGAUAUGAUCAAACCAAUGGGGCAAAGCUUUAUCAGCUUCAAAAGGAAAUAAAUGACCUUAGUCAAGGUGCUUUGGACAUCACAGGAUACUAUACAAAAAUGAAGAGACUUUGGGAGGAACUAAACACUUUAAAUGACCGUGCACAAUAUAGCUGUCAAUGCACUUGUGGAGCCAAGUAA